Sinocyclocheilus anshuiensis is the source of this 3897-nucleotide messenger RNA. It is a transcript of the gene znf770, whose product is annotated as zinc finger protein 770. Gene Ontology annotation, cellular component: nucleus. Gene Ontology annotation, molecular function: DNA-binding transcription factor activity, RNA polymerase II-specific; sequence-specific DNA binding. The transcript is spliced from 3 exons. The coding region runs from base 164 to 3793 and encodes 1209 amino acids. Lineage: Eukaryota; Metazoa; Chordata; Actinopteri; Cypriniformes; Cyprinidae. Gene Ontology annotation, biological process: regulation of transcription by RNA polymerase II. The record is from RefSeq and is a predicted model, not a curated record.
UGAAUGGCUUAGAGUGGCAGAAGUCUGAAAUAACUGCAAAUGGACAACAGAUGGUUGCUGCACAGAUGCUUUUGACAACCUACAUGUGAUGGAGGGGCUUUCCUUGAGAACUAGAUGUCUCAGCACUGACAUCAAAAUUUAUCAAUAAAAGUGUGUGAAGGGAAUGCUUAACAUUUCAAGCAAGAUGUCAACUCAGAGGCAACUUUCCCUUCUAAAUGAAGGAGGUUUGGAUCUUCACACUGGACAGAGUUCUGCAUAUUCUUCCAAGCCUUCAGAUGGUCAGUGGAUGGAGGAAAACCAAAUAUUUGAGGAGGAACAAGAAGCCAGUGCCACAACACAAAGUGAGGACAAGGAUGUAAAUGUGAAGGUGUUGCAAAGUAAGAAUUCUAAUGGAAACAAAAGAGUUCAUGAUUGCCCCGUGUGCCAUAAACAAUUUGGUGCUCCAUCCAAACUAAAAAGGCAUUGUCUUAUUCACACGGAUCAGAGGCCAUUUCAGUGUUCUAUAUGCUGCCGUGCAUUCAGAGAACGCUCUCAUCUAAAAGUACACGUCAGAACUCAUACAAACCCUGUGAAGCAGAGAACACCAUCAUUCCAGAGCUAUAAGGACAACAAAGUGUCCUGUAGUCAAACAUCUAAGUCAAGGUUAAAACCUUUUCCAAAAAACCGAACUGCCCAGAACGUUACCAGUUCAACAUAUAAACAAAAGACAGCAGCAACAGACUUAAUCGAAUCUAAUUCAGGUACCGUGGGUGUUAAAAUUACAAAAGGACAUUGGUGCCCUUUAUGUUUAAAAUGCUUUAAAGCCCCAUCAAAGCUCAAACGUCACAUUCUGAUUCAUACUGGGGAAAGACCUUUUAAAUGCUCUGUGUGCCCCAAAGCUUUCCGAGAGAAAUCACACUUGAAAGUUCACAAGUGUAAGGAAGAAUUUAGACUGGAAUGCAACUCCAUUUUGAGUGAUCGGCAAGUGAAAGAGAACAAGAUCAAGCAGAAUGCUGACGAAGGUGUUGUGUCACCAGAUGUAGUCACCCCUGCCGGAAAAAGGAUAUUUCCAGUAUCCAAGUCUUCUGAUCGCAUGUGUAUGCUUCAACUGAAAAAGAAAAGUGGAUAUCAGUGUGAAAUAUGCUUGAAGAAAUUCAGUUUUCCCUCAAAACUAACUCGACACCUGUUUGUUCAUUUUGACGUCAAGCCUUACACUUGCACAAUCUGCAGAAAGUCAUUCAAACAGGCCUAUUAUCUCCAGAAACACCUCAAGGUACAUACAGGAAAAAGAAACAAUAAAUCUAGGUUGAGUAGAGUCCCGCAGAAGCACGAGGCCAAACCUCCAACACCUGGAGCUAUAGAAGGAAAAAAUAACUGCAGACCGGUUGGUGGUAAUGUGUGUUUACCUCAGAUAUUAGACUCUUUAGAGACCAAAAAGCAUAAAAAACUUGAAUGCCGAAGCAAGCUCAACCAAAAUGUCCCAUUGACCGAGUCAAAUUCAAGUACCAUAGAGAUUAAAAGCUCUGAUGCUUUGAACAAUACUCAAAUGCAGAUCACAACCUCCAGCCCAAGUUACCUUAAGCACAAACAGAAAGGUGUGAAUCAGUGCAGCAUCUGUCUAAAGAACUUUCCGUAUCCUUCUAAGCUCACCAGACAUAUUUUGAGCCACACAGAUAGCAGACCAUUUAAGUGCCAAGUGUGCUUGAAAUCAUUUCGAUAUCAGGGCCAUUUGCAGCUUCACGUGAGGAUCCACAAAAAAAAGGGUUGGAAUAUAAUUGCUGGUCAUUUGGAACAUGAUCAUACAGUUUCUUUUAGUAAUGCUGAAAAAUCUAAAGACCAAGAUGUGCAAAUAUCCAAACAAGAUGGAGCUGAAGACUCUGCUACAGCUCACCAAGGUCAAAAUAUGGUUAUAGAGUCUCAAAAAAUGAGUGGUGACUCCAGUGAUUCCAUUGUAUAUUUGCAAGAUUCCCUUCUAAAUGAAGGUUUGGAUCUCCACACUGGACAGAGUUCUGCAUAUUUUUCCAAACCUUCAGAAGGCCAGUGGAUAGAGGAAAACCAAGAAACUGAGGAGGAACAAGAAGCCAGUGUCACAACACAAAGUGAGGACAAGGAUGUAAAUGCAAAGGUGUUGCAAAGAAAGAAUUCUAAUGGAAACAAAAGAGUUUAUGAUUGCCCCGUGUGCCAUAAACGAUUUGGUGCUCCAUCCAAACUAAAAAGGCAUUGUCUUAUUCACAGGAAUCAGAGGCCAUUUCAGUCUUCCAUAUGCUGUUGUGCCUUCAGAGAACGCUCUCAUCUAAAAGUACACGUCAGAACUCACAAUGUCCCUGUGAAGCAGAGAACACCAUCACUCCAGAGCUACAGAGACAACGGUGUGUCCUGUAAUCAAGCAUCUAUGUCAGGGUUAAAUCCCUCUCCAAAACAACCAACUGCCCAAGAUGAUACCAAGUCAACAGAUAAAGAAAAGUCAACAGUGCACCAAGAUCAAAAUAUGGUUGCAGAGAAUAUGGCAUCUCAAAAAAUGAGUGGUCACUGCAGUGUUCCAGAUGUAUAUUUGCAAGAUUCUCUUCUAAAUGAAGGAGGUUUGGAUCUUUACACUGGACGGAGUUCUGCAUAUUCUUCCAAACUUUCAGAAAGCCAGUGGAUGGAGGAAAACCAAGGAACUGAGGAGGAACAAGAAGCCAGUGUCACAACAAAAAGUGAGGACAAGGAUGUAAAUGUGAAGGUGUUGCAAAGAAAGAAUUCUAAUGGACAAAAAAGAGUUUAUGAUUGCCCUGUGUGCCGUAAACGAUUUGGUGCUCCAUCCAAACUAAAAAGGCAUUGUCUUAUUCACACAAAUCAGAGACCAUUUCAGUGUUCUAUAUGCUGCAGUGCCUUCAGAGAACGCUCUCAUCUAAAAGCACACGUCAGAACUCACAAUGUCCCUGUGAAGCAGAGAACACCAUCACUCCAGAGCUACAGAGACAACAGACUGUCCUUUAAUGGAGCAUCUAAGUCAAGGUUAAAACCAUUUCCAAAACAUCUAACUGCUCAAAACAAUGUCAGUUCAACAGAAAAACAAAAGUCAACCGUGCACCAAGAUCAAAAUAUUGUUACACAUGAUAUGCCAUCUCAAAAAAUAAGUGGUGACUGCAAUGAUUCAGAUUUAUAUUUCUCAAAAAGUACUAGUCCCUUAGAGAAGUCAGAGGUUGUUUUCCAGUGCAACAACAAAUCAGUUUGGGGUAUGACCGAUAAAACUGACAUCUUGCUUGAUGGGAAAAAGGCAUCUGACGUGCCUUUUGGCAGGAUGAGUGACUGUCCACCCAAAACUGACUCAUCUCUCCAUCACUGUGCUUCUGAAUCAAGAAUUGAAGAAAAAUGGGCACAUCACAUGGAUGAUAUUAAAGAUUGUGUCUUUGUGGACUCGGACACUGUUAAAUGUGUCCCUGAUUCUUACGAGCCCAGUUCUUGCCUGUAUCAACAGAAACCUGAUGUGCCCGGACUCAGAGAAAUUGUUGUUGUGGGCCUUUUGGACUUUCAAGAUCCAGGUGAAUGCUUUACCAAACCUCCACAUGACCUUCCCGUUUGUCCUGACUGUAGUCAGUGUUUCCCUACGAUAAGGAGCUUAUAUGCUCAUAAAUGUGCAAACAGAUAUUCUGAAGGGAAAAUAAAGAAAUCCCACCAGUGUGACAUUUGCUUAAAAUUCUUCAGUGCACCAUCCAAAUUGAAGAGACAUUGUGUUACUCACACUGGUCAGAGGCCGUUCCAGUGCACACAGUGUCAGAAGUCCUUCACGCAGUCCCAUCAUCUGAAAACACACAUGCUGUCCCACAGGUAGAAGGGUUACUCUAGGGUUGCCCAAAGAUAUGACCAAACCAAAAGGGUUUUCACUGUAAAUUAGUUGUGUUCGAUGUAGUUUUUUGCUAAACAGAAACAGAAUUU